AUGCUAAACAGCAACAUUCUGGAACUUAUUUAUAGCAAUGAGGAUCCGGCUACAUAUUUGCACUACAAUGGAUCCAGAACAACUCCUGAUUUACUCUUGGCUUCAAGCGACAUCAGUGAGCAUACACACCGCAAAAUAAUUGACGAUCCUGGUUCUGGUCACAAACCAGUCAUUGCUAGUAUUACCAUCGGCAGCAAAAGCAUAUCAAGGAAAGUGCCAACUAAGCUAUCAUGGAACUUCAAGAAGGCUGACUGGCCUAGAUUCACAAACCUUUUAGAGGAUGAACUUCAUUCAAGUCCCCUCAACUUCAACCAACAUCCUGACAAACUUUGCACUGCUAUCACGAAAAUUAUGAUCAGAUGUGCAAAGAAAACUAUUCCCCGAGGCAAAACUAAACACUAUCGAGUGUUUUGGUCUAAACACCUUGAGGAACUGAAAAGAAAGAGGGACGCCCUUCGCAACACUGCUGAUCUGACUGGAAGAACGGAAGACGUAAAAGCCUGGAGACGACAAUCAGCUGUCCUAAGGCAAGCCAUCUGA
Rodentolepis nana is the source of this 540-nucleotide messenger RNA. The record is from the annotation of a GenBank genome assembly. NCBI's taxonomy places the organism in Eukaryota, Metazoa, Platyhelminthes, Cestoda, Cyclophyllidea, Hymenolepididae.